AUGUUCACCGCGGUGCUGAGAAGGCGCGCCCUUCAACAAACCUCGUCUCUUUCAUAUCAAUUCGCACGAUGCUAUGCCGCCAAAUCUUUCCCACCUCAUACGGUGGUCUCCAUGCCUGCGCUAUCACCUACAAUGACAGCUGGUAACAUUGGAACGUGGCAGAAAAAGCCCGGGGAUGCCAUCUCACCCGGUGAUGUUUUAGUGGAGAUCGAGACGGAUAAGGCACAGAUGGACUUUGAAUUCCAGGAAGAGGGAGUUCUCGCCAAAAUCUUGAAGGACUCUGGUACCAAGGAUGUUGCCGUCGGUAAUCCUAUCGCAGUUAUGAUCGAGGAGGGCGAAGACGCUUCUGCUUUCGAGUCUUUCACCCUCGAAGAUGCUGGAGGAGAAUCAGCCCCAGCACCACCACCCAAAGAAGAAGCUUCCGAAUCCUCGGAGCCAGCAGAUUCUCAGUCUGGCACCGCACCCCCAUCAUCCAAAACCGAAUCUGCGCCAGUCCCCGAAGAGACAGAAUCAAGUGGUGGAAAGCUACAGCCAGCUCUGGAAAGACAACCAAACGCGAGCGCUGCUGCUGUCAGACUUGCGAUCGAGACCGGUGUAAAGAUUACGGGAUUGAAGGGUACUGGAACUGGUGGACAAAUCACCGAAUCUGAUGUCAAAAAAGCCUCGUCCGGUGGAGCACCAUCUGCAGCUCCAGGAGCCGCGCCAGCCGCCUCAUACACAGACACUCCAAUCUCCUCAAUGCGAAAGACCAUCGCAAACCGCCUCACUGAAUCUAUGAACCAGAACCCUCAUUACUUCGUUGCCGCCUCUGUUUCUGUCAGCAAAUUGCUCAAAUUGAGAGCAGCUCUCAAUGCUUCCGCGGAUGGCCAGUACAAGCUAUCGGUCAAUGAUUUCUUGAUUAAAGCUGUUGGUGUGGCCUGCAAGAAAGUACCAACGGUUAACUCUAGUUGGAGAGAUGGUUUCAUUCGCCAAUUCGACAACGUUGAUGUCUCCGUUGCUGUUGCUACGCCUGUUGGACUCAUGACCCCAAUCGUGAAGUCUGUUGAUGGUCUCGGUCUCCAAUCAAUUUCUGCCCAGGUUAAGGAUCUUGGCAAGCGUGCCAGAGAUGGAAAGCUCAAGCCAGAAGAGUACCAGGGCGGAACUUUCACGAUUUCUAACAUGGGAAUGAACCCAGCUAUCGAUAGAUUCACAGCCGUUAUCAACCCUCCCCAAGCAGGUAUUCUCGCCGUUGGAACCACUAAGAAGGUCGCAAUUCCAGUGGAGACCGAAGAAGGAACCUCAAUAGAGUGGGAUGAUCAGAUCGUUGUUACUGGAAGUUUUGAUCACAAGGUUGUUGAUGGCGCCGUUGGAGGAGAAUGGAUCAAGGAGUUCAAGAAGGUGGUAGAAAACCCACUGGAGUUGAUGCUGUGA
This is a messenger RNA of Glarea lozoyensis ATCC 20868, 1410 nucleotides long. Its product is annotated as CoA-dependent acyltransferase. Gene Ontology annotation, cellular component: pyruvate dehydrogenase complex. Gene Ontology annotation, molecular function: dihydrolipoyllysine-residue acetyltransferase activity. Gene Ontology annotation, biological process: pyruvate decarboxylation to acetyl-CoA. Lineage: Eukaryota; Fungi; Ascomycota; Leotiomycetes; Helotiales; Helotiaceae. Bases 1 to 1410 code for a protein of 469 amino acids. The record is from RefSeq and is a predicted model, not a curated record. The transcript is spliced from 3 exons.